AAACUGAAAAUAUAGGUUUUGCUAUUUCUUCCUUAAAAUGGGCUUAUCUAUAAUAAAAUGUAGAAAAGGCAGCUGUUACUACUGUCUUCUUCCCUUCCCUGGCCAUUUCGUUGUUGAUACAGAUAUUCUCAAGUGAAGAGUGAACUGAAGACACAGUUCUCUUGUUGGACAUGCUUAUGAUUUUCUCAUCUGAGCUGAGCUGAGCUGAGCUGAGGUGAAGGUUCAUCCAUCAUCCAUGGCUUCUUUCUCUGGUCUCUCUCUCAAGUGCUGUCCUUGGUCUCUUCCUCACUCUCUCAAUCUCAACCACCGCUCCUCCUUCAACUUAACUCCCAAUUCUUUCUCUCAGUCUCAACAACAUCAACCCCUCCCUCCUGAUUUCACCUCCAAGCAGCUUCUCGACACCCUUCGUCGCCAGAAUGACGAGUCCUCCGCCCUUCGAAUUUUCGACUGGGCCUCCAAGCAGCCUAAUUUCUCACCCACUACCUCCAUCUACCACGAGCUUCUUCGCAAGCUUGCAAAGGUUGGUUCUUUCGACUCCAUGACCAAUCUCCUUCUCGAUAUGAAGAACAACCACCGCACCUCUUGCCCACUCGAUAAAGCCACCUUCUUGAUUUUCAUCGAGAGCUAUGCCCACUUCGAGUUUUACGAUGAAAUCUUGGGUCUUAUCUCGCUCAUGGAGGAUGAGUUUGGGGUCAAACCAGAUACCCAUUUUUAUAAUUCUCUGUUGAAUCUUCUUGUGGAGGCAAACAAGCUCAAACUUGUUGAAACUGCUCAUUCUGGUAUGGUUAGUAGAAAGAUUAAGCCAGAUGUUUCCACUUUUAAUGUCUUGAUUAAGGCUCUUUGUAAGGCUCAUCAGAUUAGGCCUGCCAUUCUGAUGAUGGAGGAGAUGCCCAGUUAUGGUCUUUCUCCUGAUGAGAUCACAUUCACUACCAUUAUGCAGGGUUACAUUGAAGAAGGUGAUAUGAGAGCUGCUUUAAGAAUCAAGGACCAAAUGCUUGAGUCUGGCUGUUCUUGUACUAAUGUCACUGUCAAUGUCUUGAUCAAUGGUUUUUGCAAAGAGGGUAGGAUUGAUGAAGCUCUGAGUUUCAUUCAGGAGAUGGCCAAGAGGAGAGGCUUCCAACCUGAUCACUUUACUUUCAAUACUUUGGUGAAUGGUUUAUGCAGGUCUGGCCAUGUUAAGCAAGCCCUGGAGAUCAUGGAUGUGAUGCUUCAGGAGGGUUUUGAUCCUGAUGUUUAUACAUACAAUUCCUUGAUAUCUGGGCUAUGCAAAUUGGGUGAGGUUGAUGAGGCUGUGGAAGUUCUCAAUCAAAUGGUUUCAAGGGAUUGUUUCCCCAACACUGUCACUUAUAACACUUUGAUUAGUGCCUUGUGUAAGGAGAACAAGGUCAAAGAGGCAACUGAGCUUGCUUUUGCUCUUACUACCAAAGGGAUUUUACCUGAUGCUUGCACCUUCAACUCUCUUAUUCAAGGCCUCUGCUUGACCGGGAAACACGACCUCGCAAUGGAACUGUUUGAGGAGAUGAAGGAGAAAGGUUGCCAGCCUGAUGAGUUUACUUACAAUAUGUUGAUUGACAGCCAUUGUUCUAAAGGGAAAAUUAAGGAAGCUUUGAACUUGCUUAAGGAAAUGGAAUCAAGUGAUUGUGCUAGAAAUGUUGUUAUAUACAAUACUUUGAUUGAUGGGCUUUGCAAAAACAAAAGGAUAGAAGAAGCUGAGGAGAUAUUUGAUGACAUGGAAAUUCAAGGGAUUUCAAGAGAUGCAGUGACAUACAACACUCUCAUUGAUGGGCUUUGUCAGAACAGGAGAGUGGAAGAUGCAUCUCAGUUAAUGGAUCAGAUGAUAAUGGAAGGUUUAGUCCCUGACAAGUUCACUUACAAUUCACUUCUCACAUAUUUUUGCAGGAAUGGAGAUAUCAAAAAAGCUGCAGACAUUGUUCAAAACAUGACUUCAAAUGGCUGUGAACCAGACAUUGUCACUUAUGGGACACUUAUUGGGGGUUUGUGUAAAGCUGGUAGAGUUGAGGUAGCAAGUAGACUCCUUAGAACUAUUCAGAUGAAGGGUAUGGUUCUAACUCCACAGGCUUACAACCCUGUAAUACAAGCAUUGUUUAGAAGGAAGAGAGUGAAAGAAGCCAUGAGAUUCUUCAGGGAAAUGAUGGAAAAAGGCGAUCCCCCGGAUGCUAUAUCGUACAAGAUUGUGUUUCGGGGUCUUUGUAAUGGCGGAGGACCAAUUGGUGAAGCUGUUGAUUUUGUGAUUGAGAUGACAGAUAGAGGAUUCAUACCUGAGUUGUCAUCGUUUGUUUUGCUUGCUGAUGGACUUUGUGCUUUGUCUAUGGAAGAUACCUUAGUUAAGCUUGUGGAUAUAGUGAUGGAGAAAGCAAAGCUGUCUGAGAUUGAAGUUGGUAUGAUUAGAGGGUUCCUUAACAUACGUAAAUUUCAUGAUGCAUUGGCCACUCUUGGUGGUAUCUUGGAUAGCAGGAAGCCUAACAAUAGCAAAGGUUAUCGGUAUAGAUUAAGGUGAACUCAACUCAAGUGUGCUUGUGCUUGUGUUCUGUUAUGUAUUAUUAUUAUUAUUAUUAUUAUCCAAUUCCAAUGUGGAUGUUGUAUUUUCUAGGACAUUAAAUUAAAUUGUCAAAGUUUAUAGUUGAAAUCCAAAAAAGGGGAGAGGUACAAUCUCAUGUCCCAUAGCUUAUUUAUUUAUUUUUUAAUUUUCAAUCUUGAAUGAACUUACUUAACUAUUACAUUGAGAAUUGAGUAGGAAAAAAAGAGGAAUGAAAGAAACUACCUGUUAUAUUA
Cannabis sativa is the source of this 2793-nucleotide messenger RNA. Its product is annotated as pentatricopeptide repeat-containing protein At3g53700, chloroplastic. The coding region runs from base 236 to 2518 and encodes 760 amino acids. The transcript has a single exon. Lineage: Eukaryota; Viridiplantae; Streptophyta; Magnoliopsida; Rosales; Cannabaceae. The record is from RefSeq and is a predicted model, not a curated record. Gene Ontology annotation, molecular function: protein binding.